Olea europaea var. sylvestris is the source of this 998-nucleotide messenger RNA. Its product is annotated as thaumatin-like protein. The coding region runs from base 42 to 821 and encodes 259 amino acids. The record is from RefSeq and is a predicted model, not a curated record. Gene Ontology annotation, biological process: defense response. Gene Ontology annotation, cellular component: extracellular region. The transcript has 3 exons. Lineage: Eukaryota; Viridiplantae; Streptophyta; Magnoliopsida; Lamiales; Oleaceae.
UACUUUUUGCAAUCAAAUUUACUAUCAGAUUCGAAUCCACAAUGCAUUUUCUGGGAAAAUUUGUAGCUUUCUUUCUCUUCCUGAUAUGGAACUUGGGCUCAUCUGGAAACUUAGUAGUACAAGCUUGCACAUUCUAUGUGAGUAACAAAUGUCCAUUUCCUAUAUGGCCUGCUACUGCCCCAAACAGUGGCCAUCCAGUUAUAGCCAAGGGAGGAUUCUAUCUACCACCGGGAAAAAUCCGAAAAUUCCAGGCCCCGGGAGACUGGAGUGGGCGCAUUUGGGCAAGGACGGGCUGCAAUUUCAACUCGAAUCGUAGGCCUGUCUGUGAAACAGGCGAUUGCAAUGGACAACUCGAGUGCAAUGGAAUCAUAGGCCUUCCUCCAGCUACACUAGUUGAAUUUGCACUGCAGGUCGAUGCGAAAAAACCAAGUUUCUAUGAUGUUAGUCUUGUCGACGGCUAUAAUCUCCCGGUUUCAGUUGACACAAAGACAUUAUCAAGAAAAUGUCACAUCGGAGGGUGCUGGAAGAAUUUGAAAAGCAUGUGUCCAGUUGAGCUCCAAGUAGUGAAUGGUCAAAGGGAAGUUGUGGCUUGCAAGAGUGCUUGUUUGGCUUAUGAUCUUGAUUCAUUCUGUUGCAGGAAUGAAUACGGCAGCCCAGAAAAGUGCAAACCUAGUUUGUAUUCGAAAUUGUUUAAGGAUGCUUGUCCCUCUUAUGUCAGUUAUGCCUUUGAAACACCAUCUCCAUUGGUUAACUGUGAUUCUGAUGAGUAUGUUAUAACAUUCUGCCCGGAUAAAUGGGGCGGUGAACAUAUGUCUACUUAAGAAUUAGGUGCUAAUUCUUGUGUUGUAUGCUUGUCUUAUUUUAUUCCAUUAAUAAAAUAAAAAUGUCUAUUUUCCUUAGCCUCUACAUGUAUUUCCAAUUCCUAUACAUGCAUUCUUGUAUUGAUUGAUUUGAAGAAUGUAAAAGGGCUUUAGUCGAUCGCUGGCAGCGAUCAUAGA